CGAUGCCUUCUGCCCUGGGCUAACGUCCCACGUAGAGGUCGCAGCUUCAAAAGCGGCCUCAAACUGGAACCUUCCCACAGGAAACGCCAGCAGUAAAUAUUGACCUCAGGAUCAAUUAUUUAUUUUUCAGCAGCUGACUGCCCCAAUCAGAGAGAGCAAGCCGGGUCACAUGUGACAAAGCAGCUGUUCUCAGGAGCUCUCGUCAUCCCCAGGGGCGUAGAAACAGUCUUGCUGGCUCUAAAUUAAAAUGAUUCUUCUCAGGAUGGAGAAGAUGGUGAUAACGAUAUUGAUUAUGUCUGUUCUUGGAAUGAACUACUGGUCCUGUGCAGGUUUCCCGGUGUAUGACUAUGAGGUGACUUACGUGGCGGAAGCCCUCAACUUCUCAAUGGCGAAGGUGAAUUCCCGGUACCCGAGUCCGUAUCUGUUUCGGGCGUUCAGAAACUCCGUGAAACAAGUCGAUCUCCUGGAUGAUGGCAGCUUGAUUAUAGUGAUGGAAUUAAGCAUCAAAGAGACAACAUGCAGGAGAGACUCCGGAGAAGAUCCUGCCACCUGCGACUUCCGGAAGGGCUACCUUGCGCCAACAGCUGUUUGCAGAAGCUUGGCAUGGGUAUCGGCCCUGCAGGUGCAGGAAGUGCAGGUCCGCUGCUUCUGGUCCUCCAGCUCCGAGUCCAGUAGCAGCGAAGAGAUGUUUUUUGGGGACACAUUGGGAUCUUCUAAAUGGAGAAACAAUUAUCUACUUGACACCAUGAGAUACGGGAAUGGAAGGUACCCAAACCGUGGCUCAGAGCAAGAGUGAACUCUGGCUUUGAGUAACAGCCUUGAGCAAAAUGCAUUGAAAGGAAUAGAAGUUCCAGUGAAGAAAGAAGACACUUCAUGAGUUGUGUAAUCUUUCUUUUGAUUGGUUCCAGUCCUGAAUAAAUAAAUGUCUUUUUCCCUUUA
Molecule: messenger RNA, 939 nt
Organism: Manis pentadactyla (Chinese pangolin)
Lineage: Eukaryota; Metazoa; Chordata; Mammalia; Pholidota; Manidae
Gene: SPP2
Product: secreted phosphoprotein 2
Exons: 7
Coding region: 248-796 (182 amino acids)
Biological process (GO): bone remodeling
Cellular component (GO): extracellular region
Source: RefSeq, a predicted model, not a curated record